Messenger RNA from Pyricularia pennisetigena, 711 nucleotides. RefSeq lists its product as uncharacterized. Gene Ontology annotation, biological process: mitochondrial electron transport, cytochrome c to oxygen. The record is from RefSeq and is a predicted model, not a curated record. NCBI's taxonomy places the organism in Eukaryota, Fungi, Ascomycota, Sordariomycetes, Magnaporthales, Pyriculariaceae. Gene Ontology annotation, cellular component: mitochondrial envelope. The transcript is spliced from 4 exons. The annotation marks the transcript as partial.
GCCAUCCGGGAUUUCGUCAACGUCAAAUCCUCACUUCCCAAAUCCCGCUUUUCGCAAAGAGCAACACAACAAAACGAACACACCCGGCCGCCCCCACGACCGUCAGAAAACUCUCCCCUCCCCCGAAACCACCCAAUUGACCUCAUCGCAAUGUUGUCACGAACUGCCUUUGGUGUCGCGCGUCGCGCCGCCGUCUCGGGCGUUGUGCGCCGAAGCUUUGUGACCUCGGUUGCUCGCCGCUCCAACGAAAGCGAAUCGAAGGCACCGACUCCCAAGGUCCAGACUCUCGCCGACAUCAAGACCAUCGACGACCUUGUCGGCCCCGGUGCCAAGGCUGGUACCGUCCCUACGGAUUUGGAGCAGUCGACUGGUCUCGAGCGUCUCGAGAUUCUUGGUAAGAUGGAGGGCAUCGACAUUUUCAACAUGAAGCCCCUGGAUGCCCCCUACAAGGGUACCAUCGACAAGCCCGUGAUGGUCCGCUCCGCCGGUGAGGAGCAAUUUGUUGGAUGCACUGGCUUCCCCAAGGACUCGCACGAGGUCCUCUGGCUCGGCAUGGACAAGAAGCGCCCCGUCGAGCGCUGCCCCGAGUGCGGCAGCGUUUUCAAGAUGGAGUUUGUUGGCAAGGAGGACGACCAUCACCACGGCCACGACCACCACGCACAGGAGGACGUCAAGACUUUUGCCGACUACGUCCACCCCAAGUACUACUAA